AUGGUGGAAUAUCUGGCACAGAAAUGCAGAGAAGACUCAGCAUUCACUAACUUCACCAAAAUAGAACGUUUCGUCCAGCUCACCAAAUUAGCUAGCAGAUUGGUCAGUGGUCAAGGUGGCAGAAGAAUAGCUCUCCUAAGACCAUUUCUGGUCAGCAAAGUGAGUAAAACUGCUUCAGAUCCUGCGGGUGACCAUUCAAAGGCAGGGGACAAUCCAUCAACUCCGAGACUUGAUGCAUGCCUGGCAUUUGUUUUAUCUAAAACGAGAAAACAUUUUAAGAAGACAUACAAGUAA
Messenger RNA from Dovyalis caffra, 294 nucleotides. NCBI's taxonomy places the organism in Eukaryota, Viridiplantae, Streptophyta, Magnoliopsida, Malpighiales, Salicaceae. The record is from the annotation of a GenBank genome assembly.